This is a messenger RNA of Dictyostelium purpureum, 1734 nucleotides long. RefSeq lists its product as uncharacterized. The record is from RefSeq and is a predicted model, not a curated record. NCBI's taxonomy places the organism in Eukaryota, Evosea, Eumycetozoa, Dictyosteliales, Dictyosteliaceae. The coding region runs from base 1 to 1734 and encodes 577 amino acids. Gene Ontology annotation, molecular function: ATP binding; eukaryotic translation initiation factor 2alpha kinase activity. Gene Ontology annotation, biological process: protein phosphorylation. Gene Ontology annotation, cellular component: cytosol. The transcript has a single exon.
AUGUGGAAAUUAGCAUCAGCAGCCACUUCGAAAAGAUUAUCAUCAUUUUCAAAUAGUAAUAUAUUAUAUGGUAUAAAUAUUAAUAAUAAUAAUGGUGGAAAUAAUGAUAAAAAGAAGGAAAAGAAACCAACAGAAACAACUAAUACCACAACAACCACAGCACCAAAAGUCACAACCCACAUAAAUGAUGAAAAGAAUGUUUUGUUAAAAAAGUUACAGUUAUUAUCAAAGAAAUCAACAGAUGACAUAACACUAGUUGGGGUUAACAAUAGAGAUAUUAACCAUAUGACCCGUUUAUUGGCAAAUUCUGGUAUUUCAGUUUCAAAAAUAAAUAAUAAGUUAUUAUCAUUACAAAUUAAUGAAAGUGAGGGCCAAGCUAGUGAUGGUAAUGGUAACAACCAAGGCCAUUUAAAUAGUGGUUACAAUAAUAGCACAGUAUUGAAUAAUGGUAAAAAUAAUAACAGCAUACAAGAUUCAUUAUCAUCUUCAUCAGGAUCAAUUUCUUCAAGUUCAUCAUCCUCUUCAUUAGAAAAUACCAAAACAAUAUCAUCAACAUCUUCAUCAGCAUCCUCAUCACCAUUAAAUAGUUAUAGCGAAAAUAAAAUAAAUAGUAGAUUUAAUUCAGAGUUUAAUGAAUUUAGGGUAUUAGGUAAAGGCGGGUUUGGUAUUGUUUUUAAAUGUUCAAAUAUUUAUGAUGGCAUGGAGUAUGCGGUUAAGAGAAUCAAAGUUAAUCAACGUAUCCCAACCAAAGAAUUGAUGGAGGUUAGAGCUAUGGCUAGAUUAAACCACCCAAAUAUAGUUAGAUAUUACAACUCAUGGAUUGAGGAAGAACCAACACACAAGCACACAAUAGAUCACUAUGGCGAAUCAAAUAACUCUUUAUUUGACCAUAAUGAUAACCAGGAUUAUACGCCAUCAUCUCUAUUGGCAACAUCAGAAAACUCUGGAACAAUUACAUAUAUAACCAACAACAACAAUAAUAAUAAUACAUUUAAUAGUACAGCAUCUAGCGAUUUUACAAAUUACUCACUAAAUGAAAAAAAAUAUUCGCUAUAUAUUCAAAUGGAGUUUUGUAAAUAUGGAUCACUUAGAGAUUUAUUAAAUGAAAAUAAUAACAUCAAAUCAAUCAAUAAUGGUAUUACCACAAGUAUUGAAUUGGGAUUAAAUGCAUGUCGUGAGGUUUUAAGACAAAUUUUAAUUGGUUUAAAAUAUAUUCAUUGUCAAGGUAUUGUACACCGUGAUUUAACACCAGAUAAUAUAUUUAUAUGCCAAUCACCUUUUACCAUAAAGAUUGCAGAUUUUGGUUUAGCUACUACAAUUGACUCUUUAAAGACAAGCGAAAAUAGGAAGGGAUUAGGAACUUAUCUCUAUUCAAGUAAUGAACAAGAACAAGGUGGAAACUAUGAUCAAAGAACCGAUCUCUAUAGCGCAGCGGCCAUAUUCUUUGAAAUGCUCUCACAAUUUAAAACUACAAUGGAAAGAUCAGCAACCUUAACCAAAUUAAAAAAUACACUUUCGGUAUCACUCACAAGUCCUCAAUUGAAACUACAAUAUCCAAAAGAUGCAGAUUUCAUUGAUUGUUUAAUUCAACCAUUUUUAAAUAGGCCCAAUUCAAACCAAAUUCCAAUGGACAAUAUUUUAGAUUUCCCACCAACCUUAGAAAAUUUAUUAGGGUUUAAAAAUAAUAUUGAAGAAAAACAACAAUAUCAACAAUUUUCUUUACUCCUAAAUUAA